CCUCUCCACCUUGUACUUUCUUUUUGUCAUCUUCCUGUUGUCGGUCAUCUUCCACUGCCACCAGCGCCUGGCUCUGGUGCCUGCUCCCUGGGCCUCUUCAGCCCUUGUGGUAUUAUCUCCGAGACACCUGUCCCAGGGGGGCAUGUUCACCAUCAAUUCCAUUGGCCGCCUGGGGAACCAGAUGGGCGAGUACGCCACGCUCCUCGCCCUGGCCAGGAUGAACGGAAAGGCCGCCUUCAUCCCCGCGGCCAUGCACAGCACUCUGGCCCCCAUCUUCAGGAUCAGCCUCCCGGUGCUGCACAGCGACACUGCCGCAAGGAUCCCGUGGCAGAACUACCACCUCAACGACUGGAUGGAGGAGCGUUACCGCCACAUCUCAGGACGCUAUGUGCGUCUCACGGGGUACCCGUGCUCCUGGACCUUCUACCACCACCUGCGCCCAGAGAUCCAGCAGGAGUUCACCCUGCACGACCACGUGCGUGAGGAGGCCCAGGCCUUCCUGCGUGGGCUGCGGGUGAACGGGAGCCAGCCGAGUACCUUUGUGGGCGUCCAUGUGCGCCGGGGGGACUAUGUACAUGUCAUGCCCAAGGUGUGGAAGGGCGUGGUGGCUGACCGGGGCUACCUGGAAAAGGCCCUGGACAGGUUCCGGGCACGCUAUUCGUCUCCAGUCUUUGUAGUCACCAGUGAUGACAUGGCCUGGUGCCGGGAGAGCAUCAGUGUCUCUCGAGGGGACGUGGUGUUCGCGGGCAAUGGCAUCGAGGGCUCGCCAGCCAAGGACUUCGCACUCCUCACCCAGUGCAACCACACCAUCAUCACCGUGGGGACCUUUGGGAUCUGGGCUGCCUACCUCACAGGCGGGGAUACUGUUUACCUGGCUAACUUCACUCAGCCCAACUCCCCCUUCCACGCGAUUUUCAAGCCAGAGGCAGCCUACUUGCCCGAGUGGGUAGGCAUUGCUGCUGACCUGGGACAGGCCCAAGGGAGGAAUCUCUAGCCAUGCCUCAGCCUCGGCACCCAGGAGGCGGUGUGGGUGCUUGCUGUAGUGCACAUGCUCAGGAUCCCAGCUGAGUGGCCUCACUGCCUUCCAGUGUAUCCUGGAAACAUGAGCACAGUCUGGGCUUAACCUCAGCAGCAACAUGCACAUGUGACUUGAGUUCACUAUACCCGGAGUGUUAGCUGCCUCAUGUGCUGCAUCUGCCAUGGAGGGCAGUGUCUGCAUUAGGGUUCUUAUGGCUAUGAUAAAACAACUCG
This is a messenger RNA of Acomys russatus (golden spiny mouse), 1251 nucleotides long. RefSeq names its product galactoside 2-alpha-L-fucosyltransferase Sec1. Gene Ontology annotation, biological process: carbohydrate metabolic process. The record is from RefSeq and is a predicted model, not a curated record. Gene Ontology annotation, molecular function: galactoside 2-alpha-L-fucosyltransferase activity. Lineage: Eukaryota; Metazoa; Chordata; Mammalia; Rodentia; Muridae. The transcript has a single exon. Gene Ontology annotation, cellular component: membrane. The coding region runs from base 143 to 994 and encodes 283 amino acids.